AUGGUUUCUCAUUUCUCAACCUCCUCUCGAUCCUCGCUUUCUUCACAACAGUUGCACUGUUCUUUUUGUGGAAUUCCAAUUUGUCGACAAAUCUGGAAACGGGGAGACACCAAGGAGAUCGCCGCCGCACCGUUUCUCAUGGGGAUUUUGGGUGGCACCUGUUGGCUUUGGUAUGGUUGGUUGAAAGGCGACAAUACGGUGAUUGGUCGUCACGUCGACUCAAGUUUUCUCUACUUCUCCUACUCGAUAUUUUAUUGGUUCAUGACAAGAAAUAAGUUUUGGAUUACCAUAAAAUUUCUCCUAAUUCUUUGUCUUUGUGGAACGAUCAGGCGGCUUCAAGCGUAUCAUUUCAAGGAAAAGAAUGUGGUGAUCCGUCGCGGCGCCACGUCGACUCUUCCCCUUCCGCUUUGCAUCGCGAACUUUUUGGUCUCCACCGAGUGGUUCUUGUAUGGAUUUCUGAAAAUGGAUUUCUAUUUGAUUACUCCAAAUGGAAUCGGCUCAAUUCUAGCCUUUUUCACAGCUCGUUCUGUUUCUCGUUUUACCACGAAAACCCGGGCAGAAAAGCCCGAUUCGGCGACUCGUCACCUCGUGUCGGAAGAAUGGAGU
Messenger RNA from Mesorhabditis belari, 606 nucleotides. Lineage: Eukaryota; Metazoa; Nematoda; Chromadorea; Rhabditida; Rhabditidae. The record is from the annotation of a GenBank genome assembly.